UCGUAUACUAACUUCAAUAGUAAUGGAGAGAAAUUUGACUAGCUCCCGUUUUCGGAACUAUAGCCUUUCAAGCACGUGCGUUGUCUGGUAAUGACAGUUGUCGGAGGCCUCAUGUCAAAAGUGUAAAUCGGCCGGCAAGCAGGAAUCGCACGGAAGGAUAUGCCUUCAAAAAAAGAACGCCGGCGUCAGAGGAUGAACGCACGAGAUAAUAACAGAGGAGGAGAGAAUAAUUACAAUGACAGAGAAGAUGGGUAUGGAUUCAACGGUGAACGGAAUAAUAACUGGGGCAAUAGUCGCAACACAGGCAGUAAAAAUAACCGCAAAAACAACAAAAAUAGUCAGAAAUACGGCAGAAAUAAUUUACAUUCUCAAAAAGGAAGCCGAGGCCAAGAUCGUCGUCGCGGAGGAGGAUCGAACUGGGAUAAUCAGGGUGGCGAUCAUGCUUAUGGUUUCCGGAAAUUCAGAGACGACGCCGACAAUCGUUCACGCGACGAAAGAACGGGAGCCGAACAUAGACGAUUCAAUUUAGAGAACCAGUUUUAUAACGAACAAGCUAAUGCUAGUAAUCCUUUCCGCGAGGAUCAUCCGCAUGAAGGCAAUAUUGCCCCAAACACUACGGAACCAAUGCGUGAAAGGAAACAGUCGGAAAGCAGUACAGAUUCGUCUAGCUCAGGAGGAACCGAGGAUAGUGUAGUGCGUGAUCUCAAAGAUGCUGUUAACGAUACGUUGCUCUCUGGGAAAGCGAUCGAGCCGAAUAACUCACAAAGUAAUCUUCAAACACCAGCUGUAGAGCGUAAUCAUAUAGAGACCCAAAAAGAAAAGACGGAAUCCAAACCAACUGUAAAAGUUAAGAAAGAACCCACUUCCAAAUCGGAAAGCUCUUCCUCGUCAUCCAGCAGCAGUUCAGAAGAAUCUUCAUCCUCGUCGGAUGAAAAUGAACCCAGGAAAGCAGCCAGUGUAGAAGAUGUAAUUUGUCUGGGGAAACUCGAGAAAAUUGAGAAUUUAUUGGAAGAUGAAGUUGCAGAAAACUCAUCAAAAUGUGCCCUUUGUGACAAAACGGGUCAUAUUUCAUUUCACUGCCAAAUGAUUUGCAAAAAUUGCAACGGGAAGUACCACGGCUUGAAAGACUGCCCAAAACCAGCGAACCUAUCUAUCGUCUUCAGUAACUUUAUACAAUUUUGCUUAAAACAGAGUUGCAUGUAUAAUCCUGGUGCCGAAUUCGUUGUUGAUGAAAACAUGCAACUGAUCCCAUCAGCAGCUUCGGCUUCAGCGGAUGGAACGAACAGCUUGCGUAGUGUGGGCAAAAAGCGGAAGAGAAAAUCACACCCUAGAACGCCGCGAAUAUCAAACCGAAAACGUCACAAGUCGACAACGUCUAGUUCAAGUGAUAGCAGUUCGAGCGAUACAUCUUCGCGUAAACGAAAACGUCGAAAUACAAAGUCUGAUAACCAUCAAACUCCACCACCUAUUCCAUUUGCUGUUCCAUAUCAACCCGUCUUCAAUCCCACAUACGGUUUUGGAUCAUCUGGAGGAGUGAAUCCGCUACUUGCAUUCAGCCAGAUGAUGGGCUUGAAUCCUGGUUCUAUGAACUUCCGAAGCGACUCCGUGGCGAAAGAAUUGUAGUAUGUAAUGUCAAAUAUUUAGUGUACAGUUUACUGUGAAAGAUGUAUAAGUUAUUAGUGCGAUAAGAUGUAAAUUUUUAUAUUAACGUUUAUUUCAUUAGGAAAUUGGGUUUCUUUUUUUUCUUUUAUUAAUUAUUAUUCUUCAGAAAUGAUAUUAUAUAAUUAUGUAUAUCACCCUUUGUGAGUGCGAUAGACGGCCUAUUAGCGGUUAAAAAUCCCACACUCCCAAAGCACGUGAACCAUGGGGUUAGUCUUUCGAAGAUUUCCACCUCUUAAAAGCAAAGUUUUCCAUAGUUUUCUAAGGCGACUAAUAGAAUUGUUCCAAAGUAAAAUACAGCAAUUGGAAGGAUCUAUAUUCUCCCUACGGAAAUAAGUGCCAGUUGAUUGCAAAAUUUCAUUUCGUCAAUAGAAGUAGGAAAAAUA
Hermetia illucens (black soldier fly) is the source of this 2045-nucleotide messenger RNA. It is a transcript of the gene mbm, whose product is annotated as protein mushroom body miniature. Bases 160 to 1623 code for a protein of 487 amino acids. NCBI's taxonomy places the organism in Eukaryota, Metazoa, Arthropoda, Insecta, Diptera, Stratiomyidae. The record is from RefSeq and is a predicted model, not a curated record. Gene Ontology annotation, molecular function: zinc ion binding; nucleic acid binding. The transcript is spliced from 2 exons.